Molecule: messenger RNA, 4413 nt
Organism: Saprolegnia parasitica CBS 223.65
Lineage: Eukaryota; Oomycota; Saprolegniomycetes; Saprolegniales; Saprolegniaceae
Exons: 18
Coding region: 21-4349 (1442 amino acids)
Biological process (GO): calcium ion import across plasma membrane
Cellular component (GO): membrane
Molecular function (GO): monoatomic ion channel activity; protein binding
Source: RefSeq, a predicted model, not a curated record
CGCCGAGUCCAAGCUACAACAUGCAGCGCGAUGACGCGACUGGUUCUGCCAGCGACGACGACACGCAUCUCGACAACCUGACGCUCGUCGAGCUCAUGACCAAGAGCAAAGAAAGCGAAGUGCUUUGGCGCCUGCGCACGCCCGGCGCCGUCACCAACGACGACCUCACGAGCCUCGACGAGGACGGCGACUCGGUGCUCUCGAUGGCCGCGCUCUCGGGCUCGUUGCCGGUCGUCCAAGCGCUGAUCGAAUCGACGCCGUACGAGACCAUUCCCAACUUUGCCUGGAUGACCAUGCAGCGUGCGGUCGCCUACAACCAGCUGCAUAUCGUCAAGUACCUCUGGGACAUCCUCCCCAACCCUCUGGACCUUGUGUCGCCAACGAACGGCGCCACGCUCUUGCACCACGCGGCAGACCACAGUGCCAUGAGCGUACUUCGCUGGCUCCUACCGCGCUACCCGUCUGUCGACGUCACCAACAAUGACGGCGAGACACCGUACUUGGUCGCCAUUUCCAACGCCGACGACGAGUGUGCAGCCGUGCUCGUGGCCGCCGGCGCCGAUAUCUUUGCGCGCGCCGCGGAUGGGGACACGGCGUUGCAUUAUGCGAUCCGUCAUGCGUCGGACGAGGACGAGGACGAGGACGACGUUAUCGAGACCCUCGACGGCGUCCUCGCCGAGGGCCACAGCAUCGACGCACGCAACGAGGCCGGCGAGUGCCCUGCCGACCUCACGGAAAACGCCCGCAUUCUUGCCCUUUUGGAGGCCGAAGCCGAAUUUCGCCAAGCGUUCCCUGUCCACGCCCUUGUUCGCACCAACAAGGUGGACCGCUUCGAGGCGUGGCUCACCGAGAUGCGCGACAAGCACGGCGACGACGCCGACGAAGCGAUUGCAACCGCGCUGACGGCUGCUGACGAGGCGGGGCGCACACCGCUCAUGCACGCGGCCCUCCGGUUUGACGCCCUGCGCGACACGGACCAAGUGCUGUACCGCCUUUUGCCGCACCUGCCGGCCGAUGCCGUGAGCGCCAAGGACAACGAAGGUCGGACAGCGCUGGACAUGCUGGCGCGCCACAGUCUCUUUUGCGCCGAGAACCCGACCGGCACGGUGCCGUCGCGCCUGAUGCGGGCGAUCCACGCUGUGAGCUGCAAGGGCAAACUGGCGCUUGCCUUUGACCAUCUGCCCGAUGCGUACCUGUCGUGGGCCGAGUACUUGACGGGCACCGCGCCGCACGAGUGUGCCGGCCAGUGCAAGAUGAGCAGUACCUCCAACAACGGCCUCUCGGGGCUUGCGGCGGCUCGGAACUGGACCGAGCUGCGCCAGGUGCUCCAAGAACCUCUGUCGGCCGACGUCGUCAACAAGAUCGAAGGGGGUAUGUCGGUGCUGCACCACGUGUGCGAACACGGCAACGUCGCGCUUCUGAAGCUACUCUUGACGCAACCCCACCUCGACCUCAACCUGCGCUCCGAGGAGACGGACCAAAGCGCGUUGGACUAUGCCGUCGACAACGACCAUGUCAAGAUCGUGCGCCUGUUGCUCGCGGCCGGGGCCGACCCGGUGGUUGACGACGACACGACCGCUGCGUCGCUUGCCGAGCUGCGGGCGACAGCGACACCGAGCGAACUCCUUGUCUACGACCGCUGGGAGCUGGCCCUCUUUGACAUUGGCUUCUUCCUCUUGAACCUCCCGAAUGUGGCCGCGGCGCGCCAGCUGGACGCGCGCAAGCAGACGGCGAUGCAUGCGGCGAUGCGCGGGUCGUUCUCCGAGGCGACGCUGGACGACAUUUGCGCGACCGACAUUGACCUUGACAAGCAAGACGAGGACGGAGAGACCGCGCUGAUGGUCGCGGCCAGUCUCGGCCGCAACGACUAUGUCAAGUUUCUCUUGUCGAAAUCUGUCAACGUCGACCUUCAAAACAAGGAAGGCAAGACCGCGCUCAUGCUGGCGGCCAAGGGCUGCCACAUCACGGUCGUGAAUCUUCUUCUGGAAGCUUCGGCCGAAGUGUAUCUCACCGACAAGAACGACGACACGGUGCUCAUGCAGCUCGAGCAAGAGCUGUGGCGCGCUGGCGUAGAAGCCGACGACGAAACGCGGCCGCAAGGGCAGCUGCUCUCGCUCAUCAAGAAGGAGCUCCAGAUCCGCGAGAACUCGCCCGAGUACCAAGAAAAGCAAGCGUUGAGCAUGGUCACCAUGUCGAUCGACGACGUCUUCCACCACGGCGGCUUUGCCAAGGCAAUUACCGUCAGCGCCAAGCUCGGACUCAAGUUUCUCAACGACUGCGUCACGCUGCAUCGGCACGAAGCCGCCUUCUCGCACAUGGAGGCGGUGUACGGCGCGACGGCCAAGACGAGUGCGCUCUACGCGGUCCUAAACGUGGACGCCAAGGAAGAGACGUUUGCGACGAAAAAGGCCAUGUUGGAACAUAUUGUGUUUCGCCGGCUUCUCGCCAUCAAGUGGGAGCUCUUCGGGAAGCGCAUGUACCUCCAGCAGUUGCUCAUGAACGUGCUCCUUCUCUUCACGAUGACGACGUCGUCGUUCAUUGCAAGCGACGAUGCGCCGUCGACGGCCGCGUGCGUCUUUGGUAUCUCGGCGUGGCUCUUCGUCCUCUCUGCGUUUCUCGUGGUUGAGAACCUCGAGCCGAGUGUCUUUUGGGGCUGGGCACGCUACCAGUACGACAAGCACCGCGCGCUGGACCCGGACGUGGUCAUUCCGGACCUCCGCACCAAGAAGGCAGCGGCAACGUUUCUGCUCUACGGUACCUCGGUCGCCAUCACUCUCUUGUGUGUCAUUCUUCUGGCCGUUUUCGCCCACCUCAUGCACAUCUCCACGUGGUUCCCGACCGUCAACACGGUUGUGCUCUGGCUCACCGCGCUCUACUUUGUCGUGACCGAACGCGGCGAGAUGCGGGACGACUUUCGCGCAUACAUUUCGUCGCACACGAACAAGGCGCAGCUGCUUGUCUACGUCCUCAUCCUCUUUGUCUUCGUGCCCCUCAAGCUCAAUUGGAUCAACGCGGCUGACGAGGUCGAGUUUGGUAUCUCGGGCUUCCUCACGCUCGCGCUCUGGGUCCUCUCGCUUCAGUUUUUGGAGGUCGUGCCGUCGGCGAGCUUCUUGAUGCCGAUGAUGGCGGACCUUUUCAAGGACAUUUGGAACUUCUUCAUCCUCUUUAGCGUCUUCCAAGUCGGCUUUACGCUCACGUUCUACCAGCUCUUCCGCGGUAUGGACGACAGCGUCCACAAGUUUGGCAGCCUCGGGCAGUCGUUCAUGACGACCUACUACGUCUCGUUUGGCGAGCUUGCGCUCGACUCGCUCGAUGCGUUUGGCGGAUCGGACGCGGAGCAUGCGUCGGCCAUGUAUGUGGCCACCGCACUUUUGAUGAUGCUGCAUGUGGCCAUCAUGGUCAUCAUCCUCCUCAACGUCUUGCUCGCGAUGAUGAACAAGACGGUCGACGGCGGUCUCGAGAAGGCCAAGACGCAGGCGCUGAUCAGUUAUGCGCAGUGCAUUUUGCGUCUCGAGACGUCGAUGAACCUCACGGCCGACGACACGCAUGCCCUCAUCUACCUCAAGACCAAGGCAUCGACGUCGACAAAGUUGAUCAAGCAAGGCGAGUGGCUCAAUCCGAUCUUUACCGAGUGUGUGCCCAAGGCGCUCCUUGAUCUUGGCGAAGAUCAAGCCGCCGAGCUCCAGACCGAGGCGGCCAACCGCGCGGCGUGGGCGACGCUGGUCGAUGAGUUGGAUGCGACGAUCGACAAGGAGCUCAACUACCUUCGCGACGCGCUGUUGCAUGUGGCACACUUUACGUCGCUGCCGGUGCGGACGGUCUUUGCCGACGACCUCAAGCACCUGGAGUCGGCCCGAAGCCAGCUCACGGCGAUUGUUGACGAUGCGCGCAAGACCCGGGGCGCGUACCGAGACAAGGUGCUGUCGGCGCUCCAGUCGCACCUCAAGAAGAAGCUCGGGCAGCUCAAGGACAAGCUACUGCGACUCUGGGCGCCCAAGUUUGACGCCAAGGACAUGAGCGCGCGUGCCGAAUGCAUGCUCCUCUUCCAGAUGGCGCAGCGCUCGACGAUCGACGCGCAGCUGCAAAAGGUUACGGAGGCCAUUUUGGACAAUGUGGCCGAAGCCAUUGCGCCGACGACCGAGGACGACCAAGACGACGAGAAGAAGCAGCUCCACGACGAGAUUGAGACGCUCAAAGCCAAGGUCGACGCCCAGUCCGAGACGAUGACGGCCAUGGCAGCCAAGCUCCACUUCGCGGUCUCGCUUCUGCUGCAGCUCAAGAACGCCAACGAGGCCGCCAACGAGGACGCCGACGAGGACGGCGAGGAAGAAGACGAGGAAGAGGAGUAAGUGUCAUGUACGCGAUCACUGUGAGACUUUGAUAUAACUAAUAACGGAGCCCAUGUAUGCCUGG